UAUUUCCUUCUGUUGCAGGUCAUUCGUAUCAGGCGAGGGGUAUGCCAGACGUCUUCGCGUAGCUCAUAGUUGGAGUUCCCGAACGUUUGAGCUUUCCCCUCGCAACUGAGAUGAUGAUAAUCAACAAAGUGAAUGUUAAUGCCAUGACCCUGAGGCUUGUGUUCGUGUUCUUCGUGGGGUGCUUGGAAAUGUGUUCCUCGUUGACGUGGGGUGCGGACUUGCACGGGAGCGACGAAUUCACUCAAGCCGCCGUCAAUGUCUCUUAUAUCGAUUCUUGGACGGGGGAAGUGUUUCGCAGUGAAUUCGGAGAAAUUGCGCGUUAUGGGAAUGGGAAGAUCGGAGAAGCGGGUGGAUACCUCCUGGUCCCGAAUCGAACUCAUUUACAUGGGUGUGACUUCCCGUGGGGAAUUCCUCAUCUCCCGCAGCCUGACACUACCUGGAUCGCUUUUGUCCAGAGGGGCGGCUGUAAUUUCGACGAGAAAAUAGCCAAUGCAGCCAGGAUGAACGCCUCCGGCAUCAUCGUCUACAAUAACCGAGAUGACGGACUCCAGAAAAUGCAUAUUAGCACCAAUCUCAAGGAGAAGUUGGUGGCAGUGUUCGUGACGAGGGAGAAGGCGAGGGAUUGGGUGGUAGCUCUCGAGAAUGGCACCAACCUCUGGGUCCACAUCUCCGUCGGAACUCACUUCUCCUAUCGGGAAUUCCGCAACAUCAACAGGACUUCCAUCUUGUUCGUGUCUAUCUCAUUCAUUGUGCUCAUGGUCAUCAGCCUGGCCUGGCUUGUUUUCUACUACGUUCAACGUUUCCGAUACAUUCAUGCCAAGGACGCGCUUGCUAGGCGACUAUAUGGAGCGGCAAAAAAGGCACUUGCAAGCAUCCCUCUCAGACACCUCAAAGCUGCUGACAAGGUUGCAGCACCAUUCCAAGUCCUCUCAACCUUACAGAAGUCCAAGGAGAGGGAGAAUGCUGUGCAGUCUGCAUUGAGCCUUACAAAGUCCAUGAUAUUGUUCGUGUUCUCCCAUGCAAGUUAGUAUCAAUGUCCCAAGGAAAUGGGCCCCUUAUUCUUUUUUAAUUCUAAGCAUUCUGGUCUCUGGUCCCAUAUGUACUGCAUUCUCCAUUUAUGCUCCCAGGCAUGAAUUUCACAAAUGCUGUGUGGAUCCCUGGUUGAUGGACCAACGUACAUGUCCCAUGUGCAAGAUGGAUAUACUCAAGUACUAUGGACUCAUUUUCACAGGAAGUCAGGAAAGCAUUUUACAUAUGGACAUGGAAGAUCUGGUGACAUCUGCUUCAGAUGGAGAGCAUCAUCCACAGAUGACUCAUGUAAUUGUGGCUACAGCAACUGGAUCCAACAGGCGAGGAGGGAACAGUACUGGUCAGGAAUCCCAGGGUCACCAUUCCCAUCACUCUCGCCGGCAUCACAGUCAUCAUCACCCUCGUCGCCAGCAACACAGCCAUCAGUGUCAAACUUCAAGGAUAUCUUCCUCUUCCUCCCCACCCUCUCCUGUGUCUUCAGAUCCCUCUCCCAGGAGGCACAUGCCUCGCAGAGAGAGCUCAUCAAGCGUGUCUCAAGAGAUGCUUUUGCCAGUGGUCCAGGUGAGACCAGAAGCAAAUGAUUCUUCGACUCAGACUCAAGAUGCAACUCAGUCAGAUGCGUGAGAGAGAGAUUUUCAGUGAUUCCACAUUUUCUUCCUUUUGUUUUAUUUCACAUCUCACAACUAGUCACAGAUGAGAAGGUGUGAAACUGUGCAUAAUUGAGUGAAACAGUGUCAGCUUCCAAGAAGUGUAAUGGGCAGCUACUGGUGGCACCACUUCCAAGAAGAUCUGUGCCACCUACUUGUAUGAGUGAUGGGAGUGACAGCUGCUGACUGGGCUGUGAUAAUGUCUGGUUGAUUGGAUCAGUGUGAUUCGGAGACUACUCAUUCAAGGAAAUAAUAUUAAAGCUCCUUGACGUCAUCAAAA
Molecule: messenger RNA, 1956 nt
Organism: Darwinula stevensoni
Lineage: Eukaryota; Metazoa; Arthropoda; Ostracoda; Podocopida; Darwinulidae
Source: the annotation of a GenBank genome assembly